AAUAGACGCAGGUAGCUCCAAACAUCGCUAGUUAGCAAGCUCUCCUUCUGUACCUUCGCACCUUACCUAGCCAGCACCUUACGGCCAAGUAACAGUCUAAAUCAUGCAAGUCUACACAGAAAGAGCCGCCCGCGGCACUGAAUCCCAGUUUCAAACAGGUCAUCAAAUCCCCGUUCAACAUCAGAAGAAGCCCGGGCUACAAGAAGAGCUGGAGGACCCAAAGCCGGUUUCAACCCACAUACCGACCGAGGAAGGCGAUUAUACGACGUAUAAGGCAGCGGGGAAGCUUGCUGGGAAAAGAGCCAUCAUCACAGGUGGUGACUCUGGAAUUGGCCGUGCCAUUGCUAUAUUGUUUGCAAUGGAAGGAGCAUCUAGCUUGAUUGUCUACUUGCCAGAAGAGGAAAAAGACGCACAAGAGACAAAGAGAAGGGUCCAGGGCAUAGGACAUGACUGUCACUGCUUGGCUGUGGAUGUCCGCAAGAAGGAGAGUUGUCGAGAAGUGGUUGAUACUGCCAUGCAAUGUAUGGGUGGCAUAGACAUUUUGGUGAAUAAUGCAGGAUUUCAGAACAUGAUUGGGGAUAUUAGUGGCCUUGAAGAGGAUCAGUGGGAGCGUACAUUCGACACUAACAUCCAUCCAUUCUUCUACCUUUCCAAGUACGCGCUUCCGCACAUGAAAAGUGGCUCAACUAUAAUAAAUUGUGGGUCUGUCAACGCAUAUAUCGGUCGACCUGACCUCCUUGACUACACAGCAACCAAGGGUGCAAUCGUUGCGUUCACCAGGGGCUUGUCUAACCAACAAGUUGGAAGAGGUAUACGGGUGAAUUGUGUUUGUCCUGGCCCAAUCUGGACACCUCUGAUCCCUUCAACGAUGACUAGUUCUGCAAUGGAUGAAUUCAGUAGUGUGCCAAUGGGCCGUCCAGGGCAGCCCAGUGAAGUGGCUACUUGUUUUGUCUUCCUAGCAAGCCAAGAUAGCAGCUAUAUCUCGGGGCAAUCCUUGCAUCCCAAUGGAGGUGUUGUUGUUAAUGGGUAGCCAGGUAAGGGCUCGGCUGAAGGGGUGGCUCUCGAGACAAAGCAGGAAAAAAGACAUAUCCACCCACAUCUAUAUAAUUAAACGGGACCUUCACGACAUACAGUAGUAUGACAGAAGCAGUAAAAGAACUUUAGCUAACAAAGUAAUAGUUGUAAGUAUGGAUAGCAACUAGCCUGCCUUAUUGACCAACAGAAAUGA
This is a messenger RNA of Aspergillus caelatus, 1228 nucleotides long. RefSeq names its product oxidoreductase, short-chain dehydrogenase/reductase family. The record is from RefSeq and is a predicted model, not a curated record. The transcript is spliced from 4 exons. Bases 104 to 1030 code for a protein of 308 amino acids. Gene Ontology annotation, molecular function: oxidoreductase activity. NCBI's taxonomy places the organism in Eukaryota, Fungi, Ascomycota, Eurotiomycetes, Eurotiales, Aspergillaceae.